AUGAGCGUCUCCCACCUGCCGAAACGAGACGUGAGCCCGCUGGGAGCCAGUCGCUUCGAAAGACCCAUGCACACCUCGGUCUCGCCCUCCAAGACGGCGACGAAUACAUCUACGUCCACCUCCCUCGGCGCCCACAACCUCCUCUUCUCCAGGUACGCCCGCCCCAAGCCCGCCGACUCGCUCUUCUCCCACGACACCAUGGACACGUCGCCCACGUCGGUGAGCUCGGACGAACGGCUCAAGUCGUCGGGCAAGGAGAGCAGUAUUGGGAGUCCCGUGUGUACGGUGUCGCCUGAGGAGUGGUUCGCGCGGUUCCAUACCGCAUCCGAUUUCGAUGGGACCGAGUCAGAUGAGUGUCCGGAUCGAGCGACACUGGCUGCCGUGCAAGAAAUUCCACUGUUCGACGCAGAAGGGAACGAACGCACGUUUGGCUCCAUCUACGACCCGACAAGCGCAACGCAUCAACGACAGCUGGUGAUCUUCGUUCGACACUUCUACUGCGGCGGCUGUCAGGCAUAUCUCAAGGCUUUGACCGAGAGCAUCAGCAUGCGCGAUUACUUUUCCAUACCCACGCCGACUUCGAUAAUCAUCAUCGGGUGUGGACAGCCUGAUCUGAUCCCUCACUACAAAACAUUCACCGGCUGUCCCUUCCCCAUGUUCGCCGACCCCUCGCGACAACUGUUCAAGAAGCUGGGCAUGGUGCUCAGCCUGAAGACCGGCAAAGAGACGCCCGAAUACAUGAAGGACAUCUCCAAGGCGCAGUGGUUGGCCGGGCAAGUCAAGACGAUUCGCGAGAGUCUGAAAGAUCCGGAAGGCAUUCGCAAGAGGGAUAUCGUGAGGGGUGGGAAUCCGCUGCAGAUUGGAGGGGAGUUCUUGUUUGAUGAUGGCGAGGUGGUUUGGUGCCAUCGCAUGCAGCAUUAUCGCGAUCAUACCGAGAUGGGUGCCUUGCGCAAGAUUCUGGAGUUGGAUGAGUGA
Messenger RNA from Zasmidium cellare ATCC 36951, 975 nucleotides. RefSeq lists its product as uncharacterized. Bases 1 to 975 code for a protein of 324 amino acids. The transcript has a single exon. The record is from RefSeq and is a predicted model, not a curated record. Lineage: Eukaryota; Fungi; Ascomycota; Dothideomycetes; Mycosphaerellales; Mycosphaerellaceae.